GAGUGUGUGCGCGAGUGAGUCAAAGAAGGGAAAGGAAGGGAAGCUGGAGGAACUGGGAACGGCAGCAGCUACGCGCUCCAAGCCCACAACGCCCAGCUUGCCUCGUUUCUCUCUUUCAAAGGGAGCCUGGAUAGAGAACAGGAGCCCGAGCGCCUUCGGCCGCUGGCAACCUUUCUGGCCUCCAUUCAUUACCGAUGCAGGCGAAGAGCUCCAUGGGCUGAUUCCCUGGGAGACCAGCGGUACCAGCAGCAAGGCGGAGGCGCCUGCAACAGCUCGCCUAGGCCUCGGCUCCGGCCAGCGGCUUUCAUUGCAACCCUUCCAGGCCAUGUGUAGCUGAAGAAAAGUAGAGGAGAAGGAGUUGAAUCCUUUUACCUGCAGCGAAGGGGUGGAACUUUUGGCAACCAACACAGCUGAAAUUCCGCCAUUAUGAAUGAAGUCGCAAUAGUGAAGGAGGGAUGGCUGCACAAAAGGGGAGAGUACAUUAAAACAUGGAGGCCAAGGUACUUUCUGUUGAAGAAUGAUGGAACAUUUAUUGGCUAUAAAGAGCGACCUCAAGAUGUCGACCAGCGAGAAUCCCCCUUAAAUAAUUUUUCAGUGUGUCAGUGCCAGUUGAUGAAGACAGAGAGACCUAAACCAAACACAUUCAUCAUCAGAUGCCUCCAGUGGACCACAGUAAUUGAAAGAACAUUUCAUGUGGAGACUCCAGAGGAGCGGGAAGAAUGGACAAAAGCCAUCCAAACAGUAGCAGACAGCCUUAAGAAGCAAGAGGAAGAAAACAUGGAUUUUCGAUCUGGUUCCCCCAGCGAUAAUUCAGGUGCUGAAGAAAUGGAAAUUUCAAUGACAAAACCAAAACACAAAGUAACUAUGAAUGAAUUUGAAUAUCUUAAACUCCUGGGGAAAGGUACUUUUGGAAAGGUUAUACUGGUGAAAGAGAAAGCAACUGGACGCUAUUACGCCAUGAAAAUUUUGAAGAAGGAAGUAAUUGUCGCAAAGGAUGAAGUGGCACAUACUCUGACAGAAAACCGGGUUUUGCAGAAUUCUAGGCAUCCAUUUUUAACAGCGUUGAAAUAUUCCUUUCAGACGCAUGACCGUUUGUGUUUUGUUAUGGAAUAUGCUAAUGGAGGGGAGCUAUUUUUCCAUCUAUCACGAGAACGUGUUUUUUCUGAAGAUCGUGCUCGGUUCUACGGAGCUGAAAUUGUAUCAGCGUUGGACUACCUACAUUCGGAGAAAAAUGUGGUAUAUAGAGACUUAAAGUUGGAAAACUUGAUGCUGGAUAAAGAUGGACACAUAAAAAUAACAGACUUUGGGUUAUGUAAAGAAGGGAUCAAGGAUGGAGCAACAAUGAAGACUUUCUGUGGCACACCAGAAUACCUUGCCCCAGAGGUGCUGGAGGAUAAUGACUAUGGCCGUGCAGUGGAUUGGUGGGGCUUAGGAGUUGUCAUGUAUGAAAUGAUGUGUGGACGUCUUCCCUUCUAUAAUCAGGACCACGAGAAACUCUUUGAGCUCAUCCUAAUGGAAGAGAUUAGGUUUCCACGUACGUUGUCACCCGAAGCAAAGUCUCUUCUGUCAGGUUUGCUGAAGAAGGAUCCAAAGCAAAGGUUAGGUGGCGGACCAGAUGAUGCAAAGGAGAUUAUGCAGCACAAAUUUUUUGCUGGCAUUGUUUGGCAAGAUGUAUAUGAAAAAAAGCUGGUACCUCCAUUUAAACCCCAGGUGACAUCUGAAACAGAUACACGCUAUUUUGAUGAAGAAUUCACAGCACAGAUGAUCACUAUCACACCCCCUGAUCAAGAUGACAGCAUGGAUUGUGUUGAUAACGAACGGCGGCCACACUUCCCUCAGUUCUCUUACUCCGCCAGUGGAACAGCUUAAUGUUUCACUUGUCAAUAACUUCAACCAAUCAGACUGCAUUUUGGGGACCUUUAAUUUCAAUGGACAUUAGAGAACUCUCUACGAUACAUGAAUUACAAACUAUGUUUGUAUUACGGUUUAGUUGAAUUUGUAGGAAGCCUCACAGGCUAUGUAUUUAAAACAAUCCUGAUGAAUUUUUGAGUCAGAAUCUCUGCAAUUUUGAGAAGGAAGAUAAGAAACCAUUCUUAAUGCAUUAUAAAAAAAUAAAAAAAAAACUUUUUCUUCUGGAGAGAAAAAAGGACAUUUUAGGUUUUUAAGAAUGUGCACCAAAAGAUUUCUUUCAAAAAGCCUAAAGCUUUUGGCCGUUUAAAAAACAAUACAAAAACAGAACUGUUUUUUAUUUAUUUCAUACUGUUCAUUAUGUGUAAGUAGAAAAACUGCACUCUGAACAAUUAGA
Molecule: messenger RNA, 2305 nt
Organism: Pseudonaja textilis
Lineage: Eukaryota; Metazoa; Chordata; Lepidosauria; Squamata; Elapidae
Gene: AKT1
Product: AKT serine/threonine kinase 1
Biological process (GO): protein phosphorylation
Molecular function (GO): ATP binding; protein serine/threonine kinase activity
Source: RefSeq, a predicted model, not a curated record